CUGAAUAAAAGGACAGAGAGAAUUGUUGAAUUUGGAAGAGUCAUAGAGCAUAGAAGAAGCUGCGACAAUUAAUGGAGGCUCCGCAAUCUGUUAAAGUUAUAACGGUGUCACAGGACGGAAAAGGAGACUACCGGACGGUGCAGGAGGCGAUCGAUGCAGUGCCGGUAGGCAACACUCGCCGGACGGUGAUCCGGGUGGCCCCGGGAACCUACAGGCAGCCUGUUUAUGUGGCGAAGACAAAGAGGUUCAUCACGCUCGCCGGCAUAUUCCUUGAGAACACUGUUCUAACAUGGAAUAACACUGCUGCAAGAAUCCAACACCACAAAGGUGAAAAGGUGGUAGGAGGAGGAACGUUUGGUUGUGGCAGCACCAUUGUGGAAGGUGAAGACUUCAUUGCUGAGAACAUUACCUUCGAGAAUUCUUCCCCUCAGGGUUCAGGGCAAGCUGUGGCUAUGAGAGUAACAGCUGAUCGAUGUGCUUUCUAUAAUUGCAGGUUCCUUGGAUGGCAGGACACACUGUAUUCACAUUAUGGCAAACAAUAUUUUAGAGAUUGCUACAUUGAAGGAAGUGUGGACUUCAUUUUUGGCAAUAGCACUGCCCUCUUGGAGCAUUGUCAUAUCCACUGCAAAUCUCAAGGCUUCAUAACAGCACAGAGCAGAAAAUCUCCACAUGAAACAACUGGUUUUGUGUUCCAAAGAUGUGUUAUCACAGGUAAUGGGGGAAGGGAAUAUGCAUAUCUUGGAAGACCAUGGGGACCCUUUGCAAGAGUGGUCUUUGCAUUCACUUAUAUGGAUCCAUGUAUACAACUUGCUGGUUGGAACAAUUGGGGUAAAGCUGACAAUGAGAAAACUGCUUGCUUUUUUGAAUACAGUUCUUAUUUGCUUGAGGACAAGCAAACCUUUAAGUUUGGUGUUGUUGGACGCUGCGCUUAUUGGUUUUCUGGCACAAAAGGGAGGUGAAUCAUCUUAAUUGAGGAGCACAACCUGAAGACUAAAGCGACAGCUAGGAUAACUAAGGUGGUUGAGUUCCUUUCAUUUUUAUUCCUCCUUUCUUUUUCUAUGUUAUGUUCCGGUUUUCUGCUAUUUUACUUUGUCUGUUGCAUGAUCUUUUAUUAGUUAGAAUCCUAGGAUUAGUUUUCUUUUAAUUGUUUUAAUUCUAAAAAGAUGUUUCAUGUACCACUCACUGAACUUGAAUCUAAAAAGAAAAGAAAAAGAAGUGAUGUAUUGCAUGAGAAAUUGAGUUUAAUUUUAAGAAUAGUCUUAUUUACUUAAAUGUGGUGGUAUUUUCUGUGAUUUUUGAAUGCAUGAUAUGAACAGUGCAUAUUUAAAUUUGAAUCAAGUGAUGUUGAUGUAUAAGGAACAGGAAUUUAGAGAAUUAUUAUGACUUCUCUUAAAUAAACAAAAAUUUAAUCCUUGAAGCAAAAGAAACAGCAAAAGAAAAAAAUUAUUAUAUAAAUAAAUAAUUAAUAAUAAAAGCAAGGUCCAAGGCUCUGAGCAUCAAUGACUAGGAAGGUCAGACAUGAUUAAAAGUUCAAAGAGUUGUUUCCCUAGUCAUAUGCUUGUGGUGUGACUGUAUCAAGUAAUCUUUGAGAUAGAAUACUUAGAGUUAAGAUCAAUUACAUUUAACAGAGUAUGCCAAAGGCUUUGAGCACCACUGUCUGGGAGUAAUUAAAAGAAAAAUCAGAACUCAAAGAGAGUUUCCCAGUUAAGUGCUUGUGGUGUUUCUGUGUCAAGUAAAGCUUGAGACAAAAUAUUUAAAGUCACGGCUAGGCUCAAGGUGCAAAACACCAAAGAAAAAUAAAUUAAAGUAAAUUUUGCUGUGUUCAAGGAUUAAACUGAAAUGUAAAGAUCAGAGAAUUCAUAAUAUCAUCCGGAUUCUAAUUCUGAAUGACAAUAACAUUCUUGAUUCAAAGGAGAGUGAGAUGCCAAACCUAUUCAGGAUUACAGUUAUAAACCCCACUAUAAAAAGAGACAUGAGCUUAAUCGAACUCUCAUUCUCAUGCAAAUUCACAUCAUAAGCUUAUAAUAGUUUUGGUUGGUUGAGGACAAGCAACAGUUUAAGUUUGGUGUUGUGAUGCGUGAGCAUCUUAUCUAUCUUUUCCUAGUGAAUUUGCUUCUAAAUUGUCAAGUUUAAUUUAGAAUUAAUUAUAUUUUAGCCACUAUGGAUGCUAUUUUGAGUUUUGUGGAAUUUUAUUUAUUUUAGGUAGCAUUCGGAGGGAUUUGAUGAAGUUUCUGCAGAGAAAAAGAAGAAACCAAAAAGAUGACCAGCGAAGACCGACGUGAACGCAUGGCUCACGCGACCGCGCGGAAUGGAGAAAUCGCAAUGACGCGAUCGCGUGCUUGACGCGAACGCGUGGACUGGAAUCUGCACAAAUGACGCGAACGCGUGGACGACGUGGACGCGUCACAUGCGCGAUCUGCAAAAAUACAAAUGACGCUGGUUACAAAUUUUGGGCUGUUUUGACCCACUUUCCAGCCCAGAAAACACAGAUUAGAAGCUGCAGAAUGGACAAAUCAAUUGGUCCCCAACCAUCAACUGAAGAUCUGUUAAUUAAUUCGAAUUUAAAUUCAAAUCUUAUCUUUUAGGAAAAGAUAUUAUUUUUAAUUUUUUAUUUUAAACCUAUUAGGAUUAGUAAUAAAUAGAAACUCUGUACAUUUAGGCAGGUACCAGAUUGUUACCAGAACCCUUUUUUUUUCUUCUCUGAACCAUGAGCAACUAAUCCUUCAUUGUUAAGGUUAGGAGCUCUGUCUAUUUGUAAUGGAUUAAUUCGUUUGAUCUUUCUAA
Messenger RNA from Arachis stenosperma, 2784 nucleotides. RefSeq names its product pectinesterase 31-like. Gene Ontology annotation, biological process: cell wall modification. NCBI's taxonomy places the organism in Eukaryota, Viridiplantae, Streptophyta, Magnoliopsida, Fabales, Fabaceae. The transcript is spliced from 6 exons. The coding region runs from base 72 to 959 and encodes 295 amino acids. Gene Ontology annotation, molecular function: pectinesterase activity. The record is from RefSeq and is a predicted model, not a curated record.